AUGAGAGAAAUAGUUGUGUUUCAUCUCGGACAGUGUGGCAAUCGGGUGGCGGAAAACUUUUGGGAGUACAUUUGCGACGAACACUGCCUGAACACGCAGGGUCAAUUCGUGGGCCAACACUACCUGCCACUGCAGCGCAUCAACGUGUACUUUGACGAGUCACCGUGUUGCAACUUCGUGCCACGGGCGAUCUUCGCCGACCUGGAACCGAGCGCACUGAACCACCUUCGCUGCAGCCGGUACGGGUGUCUGUUUUCGCCGGAAAGUUUCAUCAGCGGAAGGACGAGUGCGGGCAACAAUUGGGCCCGCGGCUACCAUACGGAAGGGGCCGAGCUGUUGGACCAGAUAGAGGACUGUACGCGGCGCAUGGUCGAGGGUUGCGAUUGUCUGCAGGGGUUUCAGCUGGUACACUCGAUCGGUGGCGGUACUGGGUCCGGCUUGGGGACGCUGCUGCUGGAAUCGCUGAAGGACCACUAUUCGGACAAGAUCACGAACACGUUCAGUGUGAUACCCUCGCCGAAGGUUUCGGAAGUUGUGGUGGAACCGUACAAUUCCGUCUUCGCGCUCAGCUCGAUGAUACGCUCGAGCGAUGAAACGUUCUGCCUGGACAAUGAAGCGUUGUACGACAUUUGCGUGAAAACGCUCCGCCUGCCCGUGCCGGAUCUGGACGAUUUGAAUCAUCUGAUCGCAUCCGCUAUGGCCGGCAUUACCUGCAGCUUUCGGUACCCGGGCCAGCUGAACUCGGACCUACGGAAGCUGCUGACGAAUAUGGUGCCCUACCGAAGGUUACACUUUUUCGUGCCCGGCCUGGCGCCGUUGUGUGCGCGCGAUUCCGAAUGCUAUCGGCAGACGACCGUGCCGGAGCUGGUCUAUCAGCUGUUCAGCAACAGCAAUCUGAUGGCGGCGUGUGACCCGCAGCUCGGGACGUUCCUAACCGCGGCCGCCAUCUUUCGCGGUCGUCUGUCAACACGCACGGUCGAGGAGCAUAUGAGUGGUGUGCGUUUGAAGAGCAGCCAGCUGACGUUCAGCGGCUUCAUCCCGAACAACGUCAAAUCGGCAAUUUGCGACGUGCCGCCGCGCGGUAUGAAAAUGGCGGCCACGUUCAUUGCCAACACGACGUCCAUAACGCAGCUGUUUCGGCGCAUUACUGAUCAGUUCGGGACGAUGUACCGGCAGCGUGCCUUCCUGCACUGGUACACCGGUGAAGGUAUGGAUGAGGGCGAGUUUGUCGAGAUGGAAAGCAAACUGACGGAGCUAGUGGACGAGUACGACAGCUACCGGGAGCAAGGUCUGGUAAAGGAGGAAGUUGAAGAUGAAGAAGAAUAG
This is a messenger RNA of Anopheles marshallii, 1326 nucleotides long. RefSeq names its product tubulin beta chain-like. Lineage: Eukaryota; Metazoa; Arthropoda; Insecta; Diptera; Culicidae. Bases 1 to 1326 code for a protein of 441 amino acids. Gene Ontology annotation, cellular component: microtubule; cytoplasm. The record is from RefSeq and is a predicted model, not a curated record. The transcript has a single exon. Gene Ontology annotation, biological process: microtubule cytoskeleton organization; mitotic cell cycle. Gene Ontology annotation, molecular function: GTP binding; GTPase activity; structural constituent of cytoskeleton.